AUGGCUUCAAUUCAUAUUUCACCCAACAAAGCUACCAAUAAACCCCGCCGCAUCCUUCUAGUCAGUACUCCCCGCACCGCAUCUAAUCUGCUUUUGAAAGUCCUCAAUAUCCCCAACCAACCAAAUACCUAUACGAAUGAAAAAGGUGGAUACUUCUUCUACCCAGCUUUCAUAUCCGCAGCCAAUGAUGGCUAUAUGGAAAGGCCAAUAGCGCAACGGACUGAACAAGAAAAACAAAAAUUGAAGGCAGUGUACCAGAGCUGCGUGGACAAUCUAGAAAGAGCAGCCGUGCAGGCCGAAGUCUCAAACAAAAUGAUUUUCAUAAAAGAACAUGCAUUUUGGAUCUUUGGACCAGCAGCAUUCCAGAAAAGGUUGACCGGCGUGCGUGAUGAACAAUUUCUGAAUGACUUCAGGGUUGACACACCUGAGAAAUAUGGAUCCACAAGAACAUAUACACCGUCCAACGAAACCAUCUUCUCGGACGAGUAUCUGCGCUCGUGGCAAAUGGGAUUUGUGAUCCGGCACCCAGCGCUAUCUUUGCCAUCUUUCUGGCGUGCAUUGGCGAAGUUCGCCAAGCAGGGGAUUAUUGAUGAGGAUGCUGUAAAGUGGACGACUGUGACGAGCAUGGGAAUGUGUUGGGCUCGCUCAUUGUAUGAUUGGUGCUUGGAGCAACCGGGCUUGUCUCGACAGCCACCUGUCGUGGAUGCAUGUGAUUUAAUUAAUCAUCCGAGAGUUGUGGUUCGGUUCGCCGAGGAGAUCGGACUGGAUCCAGAGGUUUUGCAGUUUGAGUGGGAGCCACAGGAUCAUGAGAAGACAAAUGGCUUUUGGGCGUCUGAUCUUGCUAAAGCGAGUGCUGGUGAUGAUGUAGAGGGGUCACAUAUUCGUGCAGCUAAUGUUAUGCUGGCUACACUCUCGAGUUCAUCGGGCAUGAUCAAAAAUAGGACUCCGGCGGAAGUUGAUAUUGCAGUGGAGGUAGAGAAGUGGAAGGUUGAGUUUGGGGUUCAGGUUGCUGAAUUUAUUGAGCAAGCGGUCUUGGAAUCAAUGCCUGACUAUCAGUAUCUGAAGGCCCGGCGGAUCACUGUUUGA
Messenger RNA from Penicillium longicatenatum, 1086 nucleotides. RefSeq lists its product as uncharacterized. The coding region runs from base 1 to 1086 and encodes 361 amino acids. The record is from RefSeq and is a predicted model, not a curated record. The transcript has a single exon. NCBI's taxonomy places the organism in Eukaryota, Fungi, Ascomycota, Eurotiomycetes, Eurotiales, Aspergillaceae.